This is a messenger RNA of Taeniopygia guttata (zebra finch), 1612 nucleotides long. RefSeq lists its product as uncharacterized. NCBI's taxonomy places the organism in Eukaryota, Metazoa, Chordata, Aves, Passeriformes, Estrildidae. The record is from RefSeq and is a predicted model, not a curated record.
UCCGUGCUGUAGCCAAGAUGCUCCGCACUUGGGAGCGAAUUAAACCCGAUUUAAAUCAGGGAAUAAACCUGCAAAAGCCGCAUGCCCAGCCUGCCGCUGUCCCCCGUGCCCGGUACCCGUAGGGAUCCCGGAUUCCCAUCUCCCAGUCACCCACAGGAGCAACACCCGCCGCUCCUCGCGGUGCUGGGGCCACCCUGGAUUCCCUCCCCUUCAUCUGAAGGACUCCUGGACCUUCCUGUGGUUUUCCCACCGCCAGCAGAGUCCCCUGCUGGGCGCAUCACUCAGCGCCCCGGCAUCCCAGGUAUCCGCGCCCGGGAUCCCGAAUGACUAACCCGAACCAGGAGCCCAUCCGAGCCCGGCCAGAACUAAUGGGAUAAUGGCCACUGCCUCUGCAGAGCGCUAAUUGUGGCUGAUUAACCCGACAGCGAGUUCCAGGAACAAAACACACACACACACACUCACACACACACACACACACACACACACGGCAGCGGCCUCAGUGCUCAGCUAUUCAUUCCCAGGACGUGCCUCAUUCCCAGGACAGCUCGGCCGCAUAUAAAAGCUUUCAGCCCCAGCUCUGUCCUCAAGACUCGACUCCCUGCUCAGCCCGUCCGUUUCUGCUCGCAGGGAUGCUCCACCAGAAAGGCGGCACCGACCGCGACCUGUGCCAGCACCGCUCGGGCGGCAGCCACGACACCCCCGAGAUCUGCCCCGACCCCGGCAGCCUCAGCCACGACACCGAGGGCUCCAGCCAGAGCCCUGCCCGGGGCUGCCACCCCUGCGAGCUGUGCCCGCCCCGGCCCGCCUGCUGCCCGGCCCCGCAGAGCUGCAAGCCCCGGCGGCGGGUGGAGGUGAGCCCGGUGCCCCCCGUGUGCCCCCCGCCCGUGAAGAUCCGCCGCCGGCCGCUGGAGCAGCACCGCCCGUGCCCGCCGUGCCCGGAGCGCGACUCCUGCGGGAAGCCCCGCCGGCGGGUGGAGCAGCGCCCCGAGCAGGAUGAGGAGCCCCCGGUGGUCCUGCAGCCCCUGCCGCUGCAGCAUCGCUGCCCCUGCAUCCAGCGCUGCCCCCGGGCCGUGCCCUGCUGCCCCCGGCCCGUGCCCUGCUGCCCCCGGGCCGUGCCCCGCUGCCCCCGGCCCGUCCAGCGCUGCUGCCCGCCCGCUGUCCCCCUGCCACCGCACCCCGGCCACCACCAGCAGCACAAGCAGGUCACGCUGGUGCCGCUCUGCGUGAAGAACUGAGCCCGGGGACCCCUCCCCAGCUCCUGCCCCUCGGGGGGAUUCGCCCCCCGGGCCCGCGGGAUGCUCCCAGCGCCGCUCCGGGCUGCCUGCUGCUCUUUGCACAUCAGAUUUGGGGUCUGCCAUCCCCUGCUUGGCCCCAGCACCGACACUUUAAACUCGGGGUGUCCUUCCCUGCCGGGCUUUGGCUCUCCCCGGGCAGCAGCAGAGGGAUCUGCUCUCCCGAACUUCACCGGGCUGUGCUUUCAAGGUUCUUUGGAAGCAGCUCCGGGUCUUUACGAGGAAAAGAGGAGCCACUGUGACGGCAGGAGCGCCGCGGACUCCUGCAACUUUAUCUCCUCCCUCUGUAUUCAAGAAUAAAGUUGAAAAAUAUUUAGCAA